AUGGGACCCUCUGAAAAGCUAUCCACUGGCUGGGCACACAAGGAAGCAGACAUGCAAAUUGGUCCCCAGCCUGAUGAGUGGAGCAUGGGAUGGAAGCCUGGAGAUGGGGGUGCUGGCCCUCUGCCUUUCUCCCCAGCACUGUCCUUCCUUCUUCUCUUCCCCCUGGCCAGUGCCCUCCAGCCCACUCCACUGCCCUUUCCAGCCCAGCCACUUGCCUUUGGCCAAGGCCGAGGCCCUAUUUUCCUGGAUAACGUGGAGUGCCGGGGGCAGGAAGCGUCCCUGAGCGAGUGUGGCAGCAGGGGCUGGGGUGUCCACAACUGCUUUCACUAUGAAGAUGUGGCGGUCCUAUGUGACGAAUUCUUGCACACACAGCCCCUGACAAGGAAGGUAUUGACCAGUGUAGCACCCCCUACAGCCCUCCAAAAUGGAAAAGGUGAGGGCAGCCUGCGCUUGGUGGGCGGUGCUGGCCCUUGUCAAGGCCGAGUGGAGAUCCUGCAUGGUGGCCUGUGGGGCACUAUAUGCGACGAUGACUGGGGGCUGCCAGAUGCUGCUGUUGUGUGCCGCCAACUGGGCUGUGGGGCCGCCUUGGCCGCCACCACUAAUGCCUUUUUCGGCUAUGGCACCGGGCAUAUCUUGCUGGACAACGUUCACUGUGAAGGUGGAGAGCUCCGCCUGGCAGCCUGCCAGAGCCUUGGCUGGGGUGUGCACAACUGUGGACACCACGAAGAUGCUGGGGUGCUCUGUGCAGUCCGGGCCCCCCCACCUUCCCCACCCCCCCCCCCCCCUGCCACAAAAGAAGACUGGGCGUGGCACACUGAGCCAGCAGCGGAAGUAUUACGCAUAGGGGUGCAGCCGGAUCCUCAAGGACUCUCUGCGACUGCGCGGGAGCAUGUUCCCCAGUAUGACAGCCAUCUUUCUUUUCUUUUUCUUUUUUUUUUUUUUUUUUGCCCUUCCUCCCCAGGCCCGGAGGAGCUGGGACUCCAAGUCCAGCAGGAUGGUUCUGAGACCACCCGAAUGCCCAGUCCUCGGCCCAGAGAUGGGCACCUCCGCCUGGCUAGUGGGACCCACCGAUGUGAGGGGCGUGUAGAGCUCUUCCUAGGACAGCGGUGGGGCACUGUUUGCGAUGACGCCUGGGACCUACGGGCAGCCAUUGUCCUGUGCCGACAGCUGGGAUGUGGCCAGGCUCUGGCAGCCCCUGGUGAAGCCCAUUUUGGCCCAGGCAGAGGCCCCAUCCUCUUGGACAAUGUUAAAUGCCGAGGAGAUGAGAGCACCUUGCUACUCUGCUCUCAUAUCCGCUGGGAUGUCCACAACUGUGACCACAGUGAGGAUGCCAGUGUCCUGUGCCAGCCAUUGUGACCCAGCUGACUCUGCACUCCAUAUCAUAUCAAAGGAGCCUGUGGGGAACUGUCCCUCCUUUUCCAGGAUACCCUCCUAUGAUUUCUGCAGUUCCUGGUGCCCCUUUCUCCCCUUGCUUGUGGGAGCUUGUGCAGUACCCUGCCUCUGUCCUUUUACUGUGUGGUAUCAGACUGUUGUCACCUGCUGAAGGCUCAGUACAGUGAACAUGGCAAUGUUUUGUUCAGCCAAAACAGAAGAUGUGGGAUAAUGACUCAUCUCUUUUUCUUUGGGGGAACUCUUAUAUAGUAUCCCAGCCAUUCUUCUCUCCACCCAUAUCCAUGAGGCUUGGGCUCUCUGUAAAUGCCCUCAAACCCUUCUAAUGACCUAUCUUGGUCUCCCCCCAGAAAGCAGGGUGGCAGAAGGGGUUGGGCUGCUCAUUUCUAUAGACUGACGGGACUGCAGAAGGUCCUAGGUCAUCACCUUCCCUGCUGGGUGAGGACCUGGUCUCAGAUGGUGCUCGGCUGAAAAAGGAGGCUGCAGGGGCCAAAGCAGGGACAGGAGGAGCCCUUCCUGCAGCAUCUCUGAUUUCUACUGUCCCCAGCACAGAGCCUCCGCUUUUCCGUAGCAAAGAAGCCUGGAGGCCUGCGGCCACUGUUCAUAGGUGCCAAGUCAAUAAAGCAUUAUCCCCCCCAGUCUUUUAACUGAGGUCAUUGUUUGAGAACCUGCAUUGUGGCAGCUGGAAAGCCUCCAGAC
Cricetulus griseus (Chinese hamster) is the source of this 2088-nucleotide messenger RNA. NCBI's taxonomy places the organism in Eukaryota, Metazoa, Chordata, Mammalia, Rodentia, Cricetidae. The record is from RefSeq and is a predicted model, not a curated record.